UGGUGAUAUCUAUGCAUACUCAUAAUCAUAAAUUUAAGUUUUCAUUGCUGGGAUAGUUGACCUUGCAGGGUGACUAUAAUGGCAGGUGGAGGAACGGUGAGCGACAAGGGCGGAGCUAGGGCGGAGCUCUAUGAGCAUAGGAUCACCUCCUAUUUUAUUUUUGCUUGUGUCGUUGCCGCACUUGGUGGAUCUUUGUUUGGGUAUGAUCUCGGUAUCUCCGGUGGUGUAACAUCCAUGGACUAUUUCUUGAAGGAAUUCUUCCCUGAAGUUUACAAAAGAAAACAAGAACAUCUAACAGAAACUGAUUACUGCAAAUAUGACAGCCAAAUCCUCACCCUUUUCACUUCAUCACUUUAUUUUGCUGCCCUCAUUUCCACCUUUUUAGCAUCUCAUGUCACUAGAAAUAGUGGUCGGAGAACCAGUAUUCUUUGGGGCGCCAUCAGUUUCUUCGUCGGAUCCGUCAUCAACGCUGGAGCUCAAAACAUCGCCAUGCUCAUCAUUGGCCGCUGUUUUCUCGGUGUAGGAAUCGGAUUCGGAAACCAAGCGGUUCCUCUUUAUCUGUCGGAAAUGGCACCAGCGAAGAUCAGAGGUUCAGUAAACCAACUGUUUCAGUUGACAACAUGUUUAGGUGUAUUUAUAGCCAAUUUUAUAAACAAUGCAACUGAGAAACACACAUGGGGAUGGAGAUUAUCACUUGGGUUAGCCACAGUUCCCGCAACAUUAAUGUUUAUCGGCGGACUUUUCCUACCCGAAACACCAAACAGUUUAGUUGAACAAGGAAGAUUAGAUGAAGGAAGAACAGUUCUUGAAAAAGUUAGAGGUACAAAGAACAUAGAAGCCGAGUUUCAAGAUCUUAUUGAAGCAAGCGAGGCUGCGAAAGCCAUAAAACAUCCGUUUAGAAACCUUUUAAAGAGGAAGAACCGGCCUCAGUUGAUCAUUGGAGCUUUGGGUAUACCUGCGUUUCAACAACUUACAGGCAAUAAUUCGAUUUUGUUCUAUGCACCGGUGAUCUUUCAGAGCUUGGGGUUUGGCUCUAGUGCAUCGUUAUGGUCUGCGACAAUUACUGGUGCCAUUCCUAUUGUUGCUACAUUUAUUUCAAUGGCGUUUGUUGAUAAAUUUGGUAGAAGAGCCUUUUUCUUAGAAGCUGGUGCUGAAAUGAUCAUCUGCAUGGUGGCUGUGGCAAUAACCCUAGCUCUCAAAUUUGGACAAGGUGUUGAGCUACCAAAAGGAAUUGGGAUUUUUCUUGUGAUUAUGAUUUGCAUUUUCGUUUUAGCGUAUGGCCGAUCAUGGGGUCCGUUGGGUUGGCUAGUUCCAAGUGAAUUGUUUCCGUUAGAAACAAGAUCGGCGGGGCAAAGUAUUGUGGUUUGUGUCAACAUGUUCUUUACGGCUUUGGUCGCACAAUGUUUCCUCGUGUCACUAUGUUAUCUUAGAUAUGGCAUUUUCUUGUUGUUUGCCGCGUUGAUUGGGAUCAUGACUUGCUUCAUCUUCUUCUUGUUACCGGAAACCAAACAAGUUCCUAUUGAAGAGAUACAUUUGCUAUUUCGAAAACAUUGGUUAUGGAAAUCGUAUUGUGCACCUGAAGAUCAGCUAAAUGAUGGACUCCUUUGAAUAAAGGAGUUGAAAUGUAUUGAUACUAUCUUAAUGUAUGUAUGGAAUGUUAAAUUUAUUUGUUGUUGUGGUUG
This is a messenger RNA of Helianthus annuus (common sunflower), 1682 nucleotides long. Its product is annotated as sugar transport protein 14. NCBI's taxonomy places the organism in Eukaryota, Viridiplantae, Streptophyta, Magnoliopsida, Asterales, Asteraceae. Bases 79 to 1608 code for a protein of 509 amino acids. Gene Ontology annotation, molecular function: monosaccharide transmembrane transporter activity. The record is from RefSeq and is a predicted model, not a curated record. The transcript has 4 exons. Gene Ontology annotation, biological process: monosaccharide transmembrane transport. Gene Ontology annotation, cellular component: membrane.